AUGCGCUCCCUGCCCGUUUGCACUGUACUCGUUCGAUCCCACACCUGUCCCACGUCCCGCGAUCGCUCUCCCACCCCUUCGUCUCGCACCUCUCCGUCUAGCCGCGUUCCCUCUCUCCCCUGUCCCUCCUCCCGCGUUCCCUAUCGCACCCGUCCCUCUUCCCCUUACCGCGUUUCCGCUUGCACCCGCUCCACGCCCCGCGUUCCCUGCGUUCGCCUGUGGUUGCCCACCUACACCAGUCGCGGUCUGGCGGGUCUUGCACCGCUGGCUGGCUUUCCGGAUGAAUCGCGCUGGAGAAUGGUGUUGACGGCGCGACAGGAGGCGUCACGACAUAUGCGGGUCGAUCACACGGGAGUGGCAGUGGCGGGGGACAUGGAGUGCACAGGCAGCAGCUGCUCUCCACCCAACCCACUCACAGCUAAGCUUAGUACCCCGCCCUGCCUCUUUCCUCCCAACCCUCGUACUUGUUGGCCCCCUUCUCUGCUCCCGCAUGCCAUCUUAUGCUCUCCUCUCACAUUUCUAACCCUAGCCGCUUACUCACUUCUCUCCAGUUCUCUCCUUGCCGGUUUAGGGGAGGGGCGUGGGGGUCAACACCGCCACUACACUGCGCUCCUCCCCUGUGGCUGUGCAGGUGGCAGUGGUGGGAGGGGAGGGGGGCAGCACUCCACUCGGCUGGGGCGGGAUGAAAGAGCAUCGGGAUUGGGUCGUCUGAAACAAGGUCACUUGGCAUCGAGUGAAGACUGCAGUGGUGCUUCAGCUGCCCUCUGCUCGCUCUCACACAAUCAGCUAAUGGCCCCUCCCUGCUCUCGGCUUGCAAACUCUCUUCUCGCUCUUGCACUCUCACCCUUCCUCCCCUCGCUGCCCACUGACCAGCUCUGCGUGUGUGCCUUGCAGGUGGAGGGGAGGGGCGGGGGUCAACACCGACGCUUCCUCACGCCCCUCCCCUGUGGCCGUGCAGUUGCCUGUGGGGAUGGGAGGGAGGCAGCACUGCCAGUCGCUGCCACAAAGGAGAGUAUCGGGGUGGGCUUGGCCUCUCAAGGUACGUCACCUGCCCUCUUGCCCUCGUCUCUCUCUCUUUCUGUUCUUCAGUUUUGCCUUCUCGAUUUCAUCAACUUCAGUCCUGCUUUUCCUUCUCUGGUCCAGCCAACUCACUGGCUUUUACUUCCCACCUUUCGUCUGCCUCCACCCCCCUCGCCUGUGGCCGUGCAGGUGCCUGUCUGUGGGGAUGGGAGGGGGCAGCUCUGCCAGUCGCUGCCACAAGGGAGAGUAUCGGGUUGUGCUUGGCCUAUCAAGGCCACUGGGCAUCGAGAGAAGACUGUAGCAGAGAAGCUGAGUAGCAGACCGGCAGCAGCAGUUGUAGCAGCAGAAGCGGCAGCAGCAGCAGCAGCAGCAGUGGGGGGUGAGGGGUUCGAGGCGGGCUAG
Messenger RNA from Closterium sp. NIES-65, 1422 nucleotides. Lineage: Eukaryota; Viridiplantae; Streptophyta; Zygnematophyceae; Desmidiales; Closteriaceae. The record is from the annotation of a GenBank genome assembly.